AUGUAUUACACUUGGAGAUGCAGACUCACACAGUGGUUCAUCGCGAACGAUAUUAACGUGGUGAAAGAUCCAGCAGGAGUCAAAAGACGGGCCAUAUUGCUUAGCACACUCAGCGAAUCUACCUACAAACUGGCAGCUGAUCUCGUGUUGCCUAAAGAAGUUCAAGAAGUACCAUACGAAGAUAUAGUUAGUGCUUUGGACAACCAUUUCACUCCAAAAUCAGUGGGUUUUGGCGAGCGUCAUCGUUUUUAUGCCGCCACACAACUACCCCAGGAGACACCAUCACAGUGGGCUGCGAGGUUACGAGGUCUCACUGCUCAAUGUGACUUCAGCAAUGUAGAAGAGGCAUUAAGAGAUCGAUUCAUUAUGGGUAUGCUGCCGGGCGUGGAAAAAGAAAAAAUGUACGUGCAGGAGCUGGCCGGGCUGACCUUCGCCAGGGCUGUGGAGCUGACCGAGAGCUUGCGCAGCGCCCGCGCGGCUGCUGCUGCAAGCGCUGCUACCGAGGCUGUCGUUACAGAGCUGUACAAAAUAGGCAAACGUUCUCCGACUAGUGUACCUCAAAGUGCAAAAGUGAAGUGUUCCGUGUGUGGUUAUUCGAAUCACAAAGCCGCGGAGUGUCGUUUUGCGAGUUACACUUGUAGGAAGUGCAACGAAAAAGGGCAUUUGCGUAGAAUGUGCAAAAGAGUCAAUUAUGUUGUAACGGAGGAGAACGAUGAAGGUGACGAUGACGACGGUAAAAUUUAUAACAUUCGAUCUUUGCGAGGUGAACCAUUAAUCGAAGCCGUGUGUGUCAAUGGUAUCAGAAUGAACUUUGAGAUUGAUAGUGGGUCAGCUGUUACCGUUAUGUCCGUAGAUACAUAUAACGAACAUUUUAAAAACAUUCCCUUAUUAAGCACAAAUAAGAAGUUAUUAAGUUACUCGGGUGACGUGUUAGGUUGCGCCGGUCGCGCUCAGUUGUUAGUGGAGUGGCGGGGUCGCGCGCGCCAGCUCGACGUGUACGUGGUGCGCGACGGUGGACCGCCUUUACUGGGCCGCGACUUCAUCGCGCAAUUUCAACUGCAGCUAACGCCCGUAUAUAAAUGUGCCACUACCCGAGACACGUUGAAAUUAAUUCAGGAACAAUAUCCCGCUGUGUUCUCGGACAAGCUAGGUCAAUUUAACAAAUAUAAAGUUAAUUUGAGAUUAAAAGAAAGUGCUCAUCCUAUAUUUUUUAAACCACGGCCGGUCGCAUUUGCUCUGCGUGAAAAAGUAGAAAAAGAGAUAAACCGUUUGGUGGGACUGGGAGUACUCCGACCAGUCGAACAUUCCGACUACGCGUCACCAAUAGUCCCGGUACUGAAACGUGACGGUUCGGUCCGUAUCUGCGCGGACUACUCUGUUACUAUAAACAAGCAGUUAGUUGUAGAACAGUAUCCGUUGCCUACCGUAAACGAGUUGUUUUCUAAACUAUACGGAGGCCAGAAAUUUACUAAAUUAGAUUUGUCUAUGGCCUACGGACAGUUUUGUCUGGAUGAAGAAUCCCAAAAAUUAACUUGUAUCAAUACACAUAAAGGGAUCUUCGCGUAUACGCGUUUGGUGUUCGGGUUAGCUAGUGGGCCAUCAAUUUUCCAGCGAGCUAUGGAUACAGUGCUAGCGGGCCUGGACGGCACGCUGUGUUUAUUGGACGAUGUGCUUAUAACGGGUCGCAAUGACUCUGAACAUCUUGAGAGACUGCAUCAGGUCCUACAACGGUUGCAAGACGCAGGAUUUGUUUUACAGAAGUCUAAAUGUCAGUUCUUCCAAGAUGAGAUUAAUUAUUUAGGGUCUACCAUUAAUAAAGAGGGGCUAAGGAAAUCACCCGAUAAAGUGGAAGCAAUAUUAAAGGCCUUAGGCUUAGUUAAUUAUUAUAGAAAUUUUGUACCGAAUGCAUCUUGUAUUCUCGGGCCAUUGUACGAACUUUUAAAAAAAGAAACAAAGUGGCGUUGGUCUAAGUUACAUAAUAAGGCGUUUAAUGAAAUCAAGAAAUUGUUAGCAUCCGAUAAUGUAUUGGCCCAUUUUAAUCAUAAUGCAACUAUAAUUCUAACUGUAGACGCGUCACCCAAUGGAUUGGGUGCUAUCCUAUCACAGCUACGACCGACUCCGCCGCGCACUCCGGUGUGCCCGUGGGAAUACCCCCCGCAACCCUUUUACCGUGUACACCUAGACUUUCUAGGUCCGCUGAAUGGUCGGAUGUACCUCGUCCUAGUAGACGCGUACUCCAAGUGGCUUGAGGUCUACGAGAUGGCUUCCACAACUACUAGUGCAGUCAUUGAAAGAAUGUAUGAGUACAUGUCCAGAUACGGACUACCUCAUACGUUGAAGAGGCACUCUGAGCAGCUCUUUUCGUGCAAAACUAAGCAUGGUGCCACUCAACCCUGGGAUUUUGACUUGAGCAGUUCGAUUGCUCCAACCGCUGCUAGUCCGGCGCCGGAGUCGAUGUCGUCGCCUUGUGAAGAUAGAAGCGGCAUCGAACUUCACACACACGACGGAGAGAGUGCGAGUGAGGAGAGCCGCCGUACAGCGCUCUCUAGUGCAUGUGACUAUCAGCCGAAUCGGGAGUCGCCGGAACCGAGCCACGUGACUGUCACGCGAGGAGUGCGUCGACCCGCACAGUCUGAAGAGUCUGAAGAGGGAGAUCUGUUCUUCGAGGCUGAGGAGGCGAGCUUGGAGCCUCAAAUUAUUAGGGAGUCCAGGUUUCCUAAACGUAACCGUCCUAAAGUUAAUUAUAGACAGUUUUACUAA
Molecule: messenger RNA, 2760 nt
Organism: Bombyx mori (domestic silkworm)
Lineage: Eukaryota; Metazoa; Arthropoda; Insecta; Lepidoptera; Bombycidae
Exons: 4
Coding region: 1-2760 (919 amino acids)
Biological process (GO): DNA integration
Molecular function (GO): nucleic acid binding; zinc ion binding
Source: RefSeq, a predicted model, not a curated record